This is a messenger RNA of Penicilliopsis zonata CBS 506.65, 1482 nucleotides long. RefSeq lists its product as hypothetical. The coding region runs from base 197 to 1417 and encodes 406 amino acids. Gene Ontology annotation, molecular function: triacylglycerol lipase activity. The record is from RefSeq and is a predicted model, not a curated record. The transcript has a single exon. Gene Ontology annotation, biological process: lipid catabolic process. Lineage: Eukaryota; Fungi; Ascomycota; Eurotiomycetes; Eurotiales; Aspergillaceae.
GAAAAGUAAGCAACAAGAAUAGUCAAGGUCAAGCUACUCAUUGAAUUAAUUGGCUUUUCAUAAAUACCCUGCCUCUCCCCUUUCCCCCACGUCCGCUUGAUCAACCUGCCUGAUAAAUCUUUAUAUUUAAUUAUAUUUAGACCCCCUCUUUCAUCCCAACCCUCGUCAUUCGUUUUUGAAUAUACUGAUCAUCACCAUGGUCAACACUCUUCUUCUUGCUUCUCUGCUGGCGGCUCCGCUGGCGGCGGCGACCGUGCUGCCGCCGACCGAGGAUCCGUGGUACACGGCGCCCGAGGGCUACGAGAGCGCAACGCCCGGCACGGUGCUGCGCAUCCGCAGCGCGCCGGGCAACCUGACGGAGAUCGUGGGCAACUCGUCGGCGGCGUACAACAUCCUGUUCCGCACGACGGACAGCCUGUACGGGGCGUCGUGGGCGGUGACGACGGUGUUUGUGCCCGAGGAGGAGGACUGCGAGAACCCGAGCCUGCUGUCGUACCAGAUCCCCUACGACUCGCUCGACGUCAACGACAGCCCCAGCUACGCCCUGUACAGCGACCCCCCGGCGGACGUGGGCGUCACCCUGGGCCUGGGCUGGUGGGUGUCGGUGCCGGACUUUGAGGGCCCGCUGGCCUCCUUCACGGCGGGCGUCAUGUCGGGCCACGCCACGCUGGACUCGGUGCGCGCGGUGCUGCGGGCGCAGAUCGGCCUGGAGGCCAACGGCACCCAGAAGGCCCUCUGGGGGUACUCGGGCGGCGCCCUGGCCAGUGAAUGGGCCGCCGAGCUGCAGCCCCAGUACGCCCCGGAGCUGAAGCUCGCCGGCAUCGCCGUGGGCGGCCUCACCCCCAACACCACCAGCGUCAUGGACUCCGUCGACGGCACCAUCGCCGCCGGCCUGAUCCCCGCCGCCGUGCUGGGCGUGCUCACCCAGUACCCCGUCGCGGAGGAGUGGGUGAUCAGCCAGCUGCACACCACGGGCGAGUACAACCGCACCGGCUUCCUGGCCACCAAGGACCUGUCGCUCGACGAGGCCGAGGUCUACUACGCCUACCAGGACAUCUUCGAGUACUUUGUCAACGGCUCGUCCACCUUCCAGAACGAACAGGUCGUCAAGGUGCUCAUGCGCGACGGGUACAUGGGCUUCCACGGCAUCCCCGAGAUGCCCGUCUACGCCUACAAGGCCAUCAACGACGAGAUCAGCCCUGUGGCCGACACCGACGACCUGAUCAACCGCUACUGCGCCGCGGGCGCCAACAUCAUCUACGAGCGCAACACCGUCGGCGGCCACGACGCCGAGGAGGUCAACGGCAACGCCCGCGCUCUCGCCUGGCUGCAGGCCCUGUUGUCUGGUGGCUCCUACGACCACGCCGGAUGCACCAUUUCCAACGUCACCAUCGCUAUUGAAGACAGCCCUUAUUAGUCUGGAUAUUUUUCAGAUCUAGUUCAAUAUUAUGGAAUGAUUAUUAAUACAAUAUUUAAUGGUAU